Messenger RNA from Symbiodinium sp. CCMP2456, 2574 nucleotides. Lineage: Eukaryota; Dinophyceae; Suessiales; Symbiodiniaceae. The record is from the annotation of a GenBank genome assembly.
AUGCUGCUGCUCUUGGAAACCCCGGCGGGGUAUGCGUUGUUCUCCCUUAAGAACAAGAAGCUUCUGAAGGCAGACCCUGAGUCCAUAUACGACUCCUUCAAGACCAGCGCGGACGCACAGCGGCAGGUCAGUCUCACGGCUUUCCACAAGUUCGAGGACACGAAAGCGGCAAUGGAGGCGUGCACCGAGCUGACGGAGGGCACUGUCGGGAAAGGCCUCAAAAAGUUCCUGAAAAAGAGCAUUGUUGAUGCAGGGCUCACAGAGAACCUCGCGGUCUUGGACAAAUCGCUCGGCGUCAACAUCAACAAGAAGCUCGGUUUGGAGGUGAGCGUUCUCAGCGAGAACUUGAAGGAGAUCAUGCGCGGCGUGCGGUUGCACUUGACUGAGCUGAUCGAGGGCCUCGAUGAGCAGGAGGUGAAGGCAAUGUCUCUUGGCUUAGCCCACACGCUGUCCCGUUUCAAGCUGAAGUUCUCGCCGGACAAAGUUGACACCAUGAUCAUCCAGGCUGUCGGCUUGCUGGACGACCUAGAUAAGGAGUUGAAUAACUUUGCCAUGCGACUCCGCGAGUGGUACGGGUGGCACUUUCCAGAGAUGGGGAAGAUCGUAACCGAAAACCUCGCUUACGCGAAGGUGGUGCGUUUGAUGGGCCUGAAAACUCGGGCGAAGGACACGGACCUGUCUGAGAUCGGAGUCCCCGAUGAGAUUGCCGCGGAGGUGAGAUCUGCGGCAGAGACUUCCAUGGCAGACGUGGAAGCAGUUCACCUUGCCCCACCCGGCGAUUCGGAGCAAGGCCCUGCUGAGGACUCGAUGUCGGCGUGGUGGUCCCGCCACCGACAGUGCAUGCAGAUCCUCGUGCGACAAGAAUGUGGUCGAGAGCGCUGUGAAGAGCAGCUCGAGGAACUGAAAGAAAAGCUGCGCGAGGAGACUAAGCGCAGGAUCGAAGCGGAGGCCAAAGUAACACGCCUCCUGGACAUAAUCCACUCCAUCACGCAAGGGACGAGGGUGGAGGAGUUGGAUUUGGUGGUCGCCAAUCUCUCAGUCAAGUGUCACGUAUUGGCGGAGAAUGCAAAGAAGCACGAUGAAGAAAUGCGUGCGAUUGUGGAGGAGAAGAACGAGUUGAAGCGCAGUUACGAAAAGCUCCUGAAUCACAACAAGCGCUUGCAAAAGGAGAGCACGAGCUGGAAAGAGAAGUGUGACAACUACUACGGGCAGCUGGAGAAACUGCACCUGGAGCGCCUGCGAGAGGGCCUUCAAGAAAUGCUCCGGCUCCAAGGAAUGGAAGACGAGGAAUUCCUGCAGGAGUCGCUGCAGGAGACUGCAGCCGGCUCCUCCCGAGCAGAGGAAUGCGCCAUGCUGUCCUUCAAGGAAGGCUCGGACUCAGUGCCUAUGCCACUGAAUUAUCUUCCGGAGCAUCGAAUGGAAGACGAGGAGUCGCUGCAGGAGACUGCAGUCGGUUCUUCCCGACAAGAGGCCGCAGAGGAGAGCUCGGUGCUGUCAAGUGAAGAAGUACCGCACACUAUGGAUCAGGCUUGUGCCAUGUUGUCCUUGAAGGAAGAGCCUGACUCAGUGCCUACGCCACUGAACCUCGGCAGAAUCAUCUUCCGGAGCAUCUUGAUCCAGCAAUGCACACAGGAGUGGUUUGCAGCUGAGGACUGCGCGCUGGUUGGCUCCACGGCAGAGCAGGCACGAUGUGAGAAGGUGAGGUGCAACCUGAACGAAGGCGUAGGAUCUCGUGGAGACCUCAUAAAGCAUCAGAGAUAUCUGCUGCAGAGGCCUUUCAUGACCAGUUAUGACCACCACCCGUACGAUCGUAAAGUCGAUGUCAGCACAAAGACUCAGGUUUUGGAUUUCGUGAGCGGUAACAUCAAGACCCUCAGUGAGCGUGUGAUCGAGCUCACGGAGUACCGAGCUUCGCUGUCCGAGUACCUUAAGCUGCGGAUGAACGCCAUCGCUCCGAAUCUGACCUACAUGGUCGGGGAGCUCGUUGGCGCACGGCUCAUCUCCCAAGCCGGGUCGUUGAUGAGCUUGGCCAAACAUCCAUCCAGCACGGUGCAGAUUCUUGGUGCUGAGAAGGCGCUUUUCAGGGCUUUGAAGACCAAGAAAAGCACGCCGAAGUACGGGUUGAUCUACCACGCCUCUUUGGUGGGCCAGUCCGCCCCGGCUUUGAAGGGCAAAAUCUCCCGGGUCUUGGCCGCCAAGCUUUCGCUUUGCUGCCGCGUCGACGCUCUCGGAGACCAGGUGGAGCCGACCCUCGGGCAGGAGUUUAAAGAGUACGUGGAGAAGCGCCUGGCUACACUGGAGGAGGGUGGCAUGAAGUCCCAGACCAAGGGCAUCAGCAGGCCCAAUGUCGGCAAGCACCAGAAGAGGCCCGCGGUGAAGGGCAGCGCCACGGCCUACAGCGCGGAGGACGAUGUGGUUGAGGAGGCACCCAAGAGGAAGAAGAAGGUGGCAGAGGAUGAAGAAGCCGAGCCGGCUCCGAAGAAGAAAAAGAAGAAGGCGGCCGACGCCGAAGAGGCAGAGGCCGAGGAGGAAGAGGAGGCACCCAAGAAGAAGAAGAAGAAGAGAGCAGCCUGA